ACCGGCGCUCACCAACUGCAAUUCGCAAAAAAAAGCUCGGCUGCGUCUGGCUAAGCGGAGCCAAAAAAAAAACUCCCACUUGAAGUGCAGCUUGUACAAGGAAUUUAAAGUCUCAUUGUUUUCAAAAACAUAGUGCAAGUGUUAUACAAAAAAACAAUUAAUUAAACCACUCAAUGUCAAGGAAUUAGACCUGGUUUAUAGUGCAUUGAUAGUGUAAAUUAUUAAUUUCUUUGCAACACCAUGGAGGCAACUGGCGAAUCAAAGAAACCAUUCAAAGUCAAGGACGUCACGCGGAACAUUAAGAAGGCUGUCUGCGCCUCCAGCCUGGAGGAGAUACGCAACAAGGUGGCGGAAAAGUUCGAGAAGUGCGACCACCUGCCCACCAUCCACCUGGACUCCGAUGGCACGGAGAUCGACGACGAGGAGUACUUCCGCACCCUGGACGAGAACACGGAGCUGGUGGCCGUGUUUCCCGGCGAGCACUGGAUCGAUCCAACACAUUACGUGACCAUAACCACUCCACACGGCACAGACGGCCCGACCGGAAACGGAGACUCCUCCGCCGGAGGCGUGGGGGCAGGAGACACCACGGAUGCCAGCAACUCGGAGUCGGCUCGCAUCCGCCAGCUGGUGGGCCAGUUGCAGCACAACCUGUGCAACGUUUCCGUCAUGAACGAUGCCGACUUGGACUCGCUGUCCAACAUGGAUCCCAAUUCGCUGGUGGACAUAACCGGAAAGGAGUUCAUGGAGCAGUUGAAGGAUGCGGGAAGACCCCUUUGUGCCAAACGAAAUGCCGAAGAUCGCUUGAAUCUCUUGAAGUUACUGAAGGCCGGUGCCAUCUUCUGCUCGGAGCGGUAUCCGGAGGACGCGGAGGCCAUUGAUCGGGAGAUUGGACGCCAGCUGAACGAGGCGGAGAACGGACAGAUGAGCAGCAUCACCACCAGCAACACCCGCACCAUCGAGGUGGUGCAGUGCGACAAUCAGAACACGACGAUAACCAUUACGGUGGGCGAGGCCACCAGCACCUGCGCCACCACCAAUGGCACCACCACGGUGGUGACCAGCGCUGCCGAGGUGGCCGCCAACGAGGCCAACGCCAAUCCGAGUGGCAACGGCAACGCCAACGGCGACAUCUGACUGCCCAUCCUGGGCAGCCUGAGGUGAAGUCUGCCGGCCAGGGAUUAGAGCUAAGAGGAGGUUAUUCUGAGGAGGAAGAUCAGUCCUGCAACAUUGGGUUAACAUACAACGUAUUUGUAGCAUGUAAUUAGGCACUGUGUCACAAAUCUAAAAUCGAAACGAAGACAGAAUCAAUCGAUACCAUGCUUGUUAGUAUCUAAGAGCAAAUGAAAGUUAACGAACAUUACACGUACUAGAAUUAAAAGUCGGCAUAUUAAGGCAUAUGAAGAGCUCACCCAUUGCCGAAGAGUCGAAGAGUGUUUUAGCAACCACAGAGGAUGAAUCAUAUUACGAAAUCUAUAUACACAGGAAGCAACACGAAAUCGUUAUUAGCAGAAGCAGAUAGAUGAAUCAAUAAUCAAAGUUUAGUGUCAUAAGUAUUAUACCGAAGAUGUAUCGAUGAUUUAGGCAACAACCACCAAUGUGAGUGUGAACCCCGAAAUGAAACCCAAACCUGGAUCUGUGGAUCUGUGGAUCUGUAUCUGUGCUGGAUAUACAUACAUAGUUGAGUUGCUUGUCGAGUAGAGGACUAUGUUUAGUAGGUAAUUCAAUGGAGACGCACAUCAAAAAUUGUUUUUAGACCAAUGCCAUUGUGAAUGUCAUUUGUUAAAAGGCCAAUUGAGACUGACUGUAUUUAUGUGUAUGUGUAAUAGGUUUUUUUGUGUGCGGUAUUGGCUUGAGCGGUAUGAGAUACAGCGGCAUCCCCCUGCCCCUGUCCCUGUCCCACUGCCCGGCCCCCGCCAAAUCCCUGACUCUAAUAGCUAAAUGAAUUUAAGCAAACAGCGAACAUUGUUAGCAAAUUAAACAAUAAAUGAAUAACACAC
This is a messenger RNA of Drosophila bipectinata, 2000 nucleotides long. RefSeq names its product DNA fragmentation factor-related protein 1 (gene Drep1). Gene Ontology annotation, biological process: regulation of apoptotic process; apoptotic process. NCBI's taxonomy places the organism in Eukaryota, Metazoa, Arthropoda, Insecta, Diptera, Drosophilidae. The record is from RefSeq and is a predicted model, not a curated record.